Molecule: messenger RNA, 2352 nt
Organism: Penaeus indicus
Lineage: Eukaryota; Metazoa; Arthropoda; Malacostraca; Decapoda; Penaeidae
Exons: 7
Coding region: 1-2352 (783 amino acids)
Biological process (GO): innate immune response; central nervous system formation
Cellular component (GO): extracellular region
Molecular function (GO): Toll binding; growth factor activity
Source: RefSeq, a predicted model, not a curated record
AUGGCUUUACGAUACUUGGUUUCGCUAUCUUUGGCGGUCGCAGUUGUGGCCGAUCAGACCUCACACGUCAGCAUCAGUCUCGGCGGUGCUCCUGCUGUCAGCCAUCACAGUUCCUCUCACCACGGACGCACUACAUACCACCAUCAACCAACCUACCACACACGGUCCUCAUACCAUCCACAACCUUCCUACCAUCAUGCUCCCGCUUAUCACCCACAACCUUCCUAUGAGCAUGAACAUGAGCCUGCUGUGCCAGAAUGUGCUGCCAACACAACCAAAUCGUGGUGUCUCGACGACGAUCAGUAUCCCAUCUACGAGAUCAAACACGCAGCUGAGUAUCACUACGAGAAGCUCCUCUCCCUCUACGCUGACGUAGCCGACCUCAACACUGAGCUGUCUGUGGACCGACCAAACACCCUGGAUGAGGAAACUUACCUGUGCCCAUCAGAGACCGCUUACGUCAGGCCCCUUCGUGCCCAGAACACCGAGGGAAAAUGGCGUGUCGUUGUAAACAAUAUCGAUGCCCAUUAUCAAACUUUCACUCAGACUACACGCAUUGAAGAGUGUCUCACUUCCGGGGAUGCAUGUCCUCUUGUGCCUGAGUGCUACGAGUCCAAGUGUCUGCAGAAGUCCAUCUAUCAUCGCUUCCUUGUCUACGAUUCCUAUGAUCAGUACUUCCCCUUCGCCAUCGAGACAUUCAAGCUUCCCGCCAGCUGUGCUUGUCUGUUGGGUGGCUACACCAUCGAUCAUUAUCCUUCUAUCACUCAGCUUCUUACCCACUUUAUGGCACUCAGUAGCUCCUACAAGUUAUCGCGAUCUGUGUUUAUCCUUAAUUUAUCGGUCACUUUGACGAGUUGCAGAACGACUACACGCAUCGAAGAGUGUCUUACUUCCGCCGAUGCAUGUCCUCUGGUGCCUGAGUGCUACGAGUCCAAGUGUCUGCAGAAGUCCAUCUGCCACCGCUUCCUUGUUUACGACCCCUAUGAUCAGUACUUCCCCUUCGCCAUCGAGACAUUCAAACUUCCCGUCAGCUCAUACGGACAUCACCCACAGCCCACUUACGGUCAUCACGCGUCAGCUUACAGUCAUCAUGCGCCUGCUUAUGGUCACCAGCAUGCGUAUAAGCACGGUUACUGCGACCCAACUGUUGCCCCCGCAUGCGCUGACAACUCCACUCUCUCCUACUGCUUGGAAGAUGCUGAGUAUCCCGAGUAUGAGAUCAAGUCUGCCAUCACUGCCGAUCACCUGUUUGCCAAGAAGUACGCUGAUGUCGCCGACCAGUCUGCGGAUGACUUGGUAGACAUGAUUACCAAGGACCAGGAGGAGGCCUUCGACUACUCUUACUACACUGGGGCCUCCACUGGGGACUCUCCCUACGACGCCACACACUGGGCUGGUCCUGAGGGUUACAUCUGUCCCUCUGAAGUGGUAUAUGCCAUGCCCAAACGUGCCCAGAAUGUGGAAGGCAAGUGGCGCGUCAUUGUGAACGACGUUCACUAUUACAGCCAGACUGCCCGCUUGGAAACUUGUCUGUUCCCAGAGGCUGCUUGCCGCGCUCUUGCUCCUUGUUACCAGAGCCACUGCACCCAGAAGUCAGUGUACCACCGACUCCUCUCCUACGAUCCAUGUGACCCCUACAAGGUUGUGGCCGACCAGACCUCACACGUGAGCAUCAGUCUCGGCGGUGCUCCUGCUGUCAGCCAUCACAGUUCCUCUCACCACGGACGCACUUCAUACCACCAUCAACCAACCUACCACACACGGUCCUCAUACCAUCCACAACCUUCCUACCAUCCUGCUCCCGCUUACCACCCACAACCUUCCUAUGAGCAUGAACACGAGCCUGCUGUGCCAGAAUGUGCUACCAACACAACCAAAUCAUGGUGCCUCGAAGACGACCAUUAUCCCACCUACGAGAUCAAACACGCAGCUGAGUAUCACUACCAGAAGCUUCUCUCCCUCUACGCUGACGUAGCCGACCUUAACACCGAGCUGUCUGUGGACCGACCAAACACCCUGGAUGAGGAAACUUACUUGUGCCCAUCAGAGACCGCUUACAUCAAGCCACUUCGUGCCCAGAACACCGAGGGAAAAUGGCGUGUCGUUGUAAACAAUAUCGAUGCCCACUAUCAAACUUUCACUCAGACUACACGCAUUGAAGAGUGCCUCACUUCCGGGGAUGCAUGUCCUCUUGUGCCUGAGUGCUAUGAGUCUAAGUGUCUGCAGAAGUCCAUCUAUCACCGCUUCCUUGUCUACGAUUCCUAUGACCAGUACUUCCCCUUCGCCAUCGAGACAUUCAAGCUUCCCGCCAGCUGUGCUUGUCUGUUGAGUGCCUACACCAUCGAUCAUUAG